AUGUCGUGGGCAGCCCGCCGAACGACGACGCGGAAGGAGGACAUGGCCUAUUGUCUUCUCGGCCUCUUCGGCGUCAACAUGCCGCUCCUGUACGGCGAGGAAGACAAUGCGUUUCUGCGGUUGCAAGAGCACAUUAUCCAAAAGACGAACGAUCUCAGUAUUUUUACUUGGUCUCCGCCGUGCCUGGUCGCUCGUCCCGAGGUCGAUGUCGCGCGGGGCUGUCUUGCCGAGAGCCCCGCGGACUUUGCCUCCUGCAACUUCGUGUCAAGGAGGGACACGUUUGGGAUGAUGGAGCCCGAGUUUGUCAUGACCAACAAGGGCAUCCGGCUCGAGACGUCCAGGGACUUGGUCUACACGACAGUCUCGCCCGUGGCGGGCGAGCUCCGCACAUCGUACAUCCUGCGUCUAGGCUGCUACACUGGCCUGCAGAACGCCGUCGAGAUUGUGGUGCCGCUGCAGAAAUGGGGCCGCGACAUCUUCGCCCGGGACCCGUCCCGUCCCAACACGUUCAACAAAGUCGACUAUGUGGAAAAGCCUGCCUUUGAAAAACGACAGACCAUCUACCUGAUUGUGUCAUUGCCAGCCCAUACCUCCAUACGCCAGAGCCAGACGCUCCUUCCACUGUUCCAACGAGCUGCCUCCUGCAUGGCAGUGCUGCACAUCGAGCCCCUCGCGUGCCCAGACGUCAUGGCGUACGUCUACAACAGGUGGCCCUCGAAUCACUUUGACGCCGAGCGGAAUCUGUUCAUGGCGUCCGUGGGCAUGCUCGGAAAGCAGUGGACGGCCUGCCGUUUUCAUGUUUCGCCCGCGGACUUGAGCGAUGCUGGAUCGCUGGAUGAUGAGCACGUCAUGCUUCCCGCUGUAUUCUAUCUCGUGGUUAUCUGGAGCAUUCGACCUUCGCCCAGAAACGAUGAGGAGUUUUCCUACCUUCUCCUCGAGCGUCCCGCGUGGGAACAAGAUUUCGAAACCGAUGCCAUUUCUGAACUCUUGACCGAAGUGGCGGACAAUUUCAAAAGCCCAUAUAACUUGCAGAAGGCCCUCGCCAUACACACAGACACAGGAAGAGACUGGAAUAGGCCAUUAACCAUCGUGAGAACCAUCGGCAGACGAAGGCAGCCUUUAUCAAUAGAUUGCACCAGGCGAGUCGAAUAUGACUCUAGGAUGCAUGCAUACUCGGAACAUGUUGUUCGCAGCCCAGACUUGGAUUCCAUGGCUCAUGUUUGCAAACUCUCUGGAGACCUCUGCAAGUACUCUCCCAACCUUCAAGUGCGACCUAGAAAGGACUACGAAGUGUCGUUCAGACCGAUAGACAAGUUCGUUAUCCGGUCACUCAAAAACCUCCAAGAGUCACUUGCGAAGGCACCCAAUAGUACCGCGAAAGAUCACGAAUCCAGGGUCACAGUGCCUGCCCAAUCUGAAUUUCAUCAGACAUUGACAGACCCCGACUUCCAGCCCGAAAUCUAUGAGCUCCUCGGUGUUCCUUAG
Verticillium dahliae VdLs.17 is the source of this 1485-nucleotide messenger RNA. RefSeq lists its product as uncharacterized. NCBI's taxonomy places the organism in Eukaryota, Fungi, Ascomycota, Sordariomycetes, Glomerellales, Plectosphaerellaceae. The record is from RefSeq and is a predicted model, not a curated record. The coding region runs from base 1 to 1485 and encodes 494 amino acids. The transcript has 2 exons.